Molecule: messenger RNA, 351 nt
Organism: Thelazia callipaeda (thelaziosis nematode)
Lineage: Eukaryota; Metazoa; Nematoda; Chromadorea; Rhabditida; Thelaziidae
Source: the annotation of a GenBank genome assembly
AUGGCAAAGUGGAGAAAUGCAUCUCAGACAGCAACCUUAAUUAGGAAUGUUAUUUACGAUUUCCAUAAAUCUGACUUGAAAUUUGUAUGGAAGAAAAAACCUGAAAAGUUAUCAGUUGAAAAACCAAAAGCAAUUGACAAACAAAAUAAUAGUGAUGUUUUGCCGUUAAUACCAAAAGAGGAUCAUCUUUCUAAUACAUAUCGUCACUACUUAUAUAGUACAAUGCGUCUGAACGUCUUAUACGAACAGUAUAAAGUAACGUCUGAACGUCUUAUACGAACAGGUGGAGAACGUCCUUUAGAAGAAUGUGCAAGAAUUGUUGGACUGAAGUUACCUAAUUCAUCAUCCUAA